Serendipita indica DSM 11827 is the source of this 1695-nucleotide messenger RNA. NCBI's taxonomy places the organism in Eukaryota, Fungi, Basidiomycota, Agaricomycetes, Sebacinales, Serendipitaceae. The record is from the annotation of a GenBank genome assembly.
AUGAGCCUCCGACUUGCUCUCCGGGCCUCACGACGGCUCCAGCCAGUUCAGACGCCAAUAUACCGUCAAAAUGGCCCGCUUCUGCCCCAUUUCUACCCAAAGACGCUGUCUACGUCGAGAUAUCUGCUCAACAACAGCCCACCGCCCCCGAAACCCGUCGAACCUGCGCCGGUCAUUGUACAAGUAAGACGUGUUGGAAAAUGGAGGACAUUCCUCCAGAUACUCGGCCGUGUCACCCUCGCCACCAUUCUCACUACCGGCGGCUUGGUCUACUACAUGGCCUGGAAGGACAGACACCCUGGAGAACAGCUCCCUCACGACCCCUCCAAGAAGACGAUUGUUGUGCUCGGAAAUGGAUGGGGUGCGACGAGCAUGCUCAAGACGAUCGACACUGAAGACUACAAUGUGAUUGUAAUCAGCCCACGGAACUAUUGGUUGUAUACACCACUACUCCCAAGCGUUCCUACCGGCUCGGUCGAUCCAAGAAGUAUCAUUCAACCCACUCGCUAUAUCACGCGCCAUAAGAAGCGUCGGGUCCUAUUCUAUGAGGGCGAGGCUAUGGCCGUCGACCCAGAGAAGAAGACGGUCACUUUCCAGGAUACUUCCCCUAUCCAUGGCGAGGGCGGUCCUUCGACUAUCAACUAUGACUAUCUCGUCUAUGCCCUUGGUGCCGAGACGCAGACGUUUGGAAUUCCAGGCGCAAAGGAAAACUCUUGCUUCCUCAAGGAGCUCUGGGAUGCAGAGCAGUUGCGCUCCAAGACCAUGGAUUGUAUCGAGUCUGCCGUCUUUCCGGGUCAGACCGAUAGCGAGGUGGAUCGCUUGUUGCACAUGAUUGUCGUCGGCGGUGGUCCCACCGGUGUCGAACUCGCAGGUGAAAUGCACGACUUUGUUGUCGAAGAUUUGAAGAAAUGGUACCCUGAGCUCGCUGAUAGGGUCCGAAUCACCCUCAUCGAAGCCCUGCCAAACGUCUUGCCCAUGUUCUCCAAACAGCUCAUCGCAUACACGGAAUCGACCUUUAAGCAAAACAAGAUUGACCUCUUGACGAGGACAAUGGUGCAAGAGAUUAAGCCAAAGUCUGUCGUCGUCAAAGAUCCUUCUGGGAACAAGGUCGAGAUUCCGUUUGGUUUGCUCGUCUGGGCUGGAGGAAACACUAUGCGCCCCAUUACCAAGGACCUCAUGGCCAAGAUGGGUCAACACCAGACCAACAAGCGCGGCUUGACCGUCGACGACCACAUGGUCCUCGCCGGCUCCAACGGCACCAUCUACUCGUUUGGUGACUGCACGGCCACAUCUUACGCACCUACGGCGCAAGUAGCCGCACAACAAGGUGCCUAUGUCGGCCGAUUGUUCAACCAACUCGCGCAACAGGCCAGGCUCGAGGCAGAGCUCGAAGAACUCAAGAGGUCAAAGGCAGAGUUGCACGAGAUUGAUUCCGUGUCCAAAAAGUUGCUCAAGGUUUCAAAGUACAAGCCGUUCCAUUAUUCGCAUCAGGGAUCGUUGGCGUAUAUCGGAAGUGACAAGGCUAUUGCAGAUCUCCCUUUCCUCAAUGGCAACAUUUCUAGCGGUGGUGUCGCGACAUUCCUGUUCUGGCGUUCGGCAUAUUUGAGCAACCUAUUCUCACUCCGUAACCGAUCUUUGGUCAUGCUUGAUUGGGUCAAAGUGUUCAUCUUCGGAAGGGAUGUGAGCCGAGACUGA